Podarcis muralis (Common wall lizard) is the source of this 1260-nucleotide messenger RNA. The record is from RefSeq and is a predicted model, not a curated record. Lineage: Eukaryota; Metazoa; Chordata; Lepidosauria; Squamata; Lacertidae.
AUGUUUGAUUUUUCUUGCCUUGAAUGCGUAUCUGCUUUGUUUCACGCUAACACUAAAAAUGAAAUUAAUUCAUUUGUGUGUGUGUGUUUUUCUCCCCACCACUUGCAGAGUUGUAUCGAAGAUAUCGUAAAUCACAUUUCCACAGGAUUUGAAUCCCUUCACCAGAUCUUGGAUGAGAAGGAGAAGGCUAUUAUGAAGACUGUCCAGGAGAAGAGGAAGAAGAACUGGGUGGAAAUGCAAGAUGCCUUUUCGAGCCUGAAAAACGACGUUUCUUCCCUGACUGAGAUUAUUAACAAGGUUAAAGCAGCGUUAGAAAGUACAGACCACGUGGCCUUUCUGAAGGACUUCCAGGAGCUGAUGCAGCAAGCCAAAGACUCAAUAGAGGUGGAGGUGGGAAAAGAUGACAACAAUGCAACUGAAGAGGAAGAUAAGUCGUCUGAUGAAGAAGAGGGUGAAAGUAGUGAAGAGGAGGAGGAAUAUUCUGAAGAUGAUGAGAAAAAUGAGCCACUGAGUUUUAGCGAGCUGAUUAAGAGAUUCCACGACUCAACAGAGGAGGAGGAAGAUGACAACAAUGCAGCUGAAGAGGAAGAUAAGUCGUCUGAUGAAGAACAGGAUGAAAGUAGUGAAGAGAAGGAGGAGGAAUAUUCAGGAGACAAUGAGAAAAAUAUGGUGCCAGUGUUUUCAUCUCUCAAGAAAUUCAAAGUGGCAUUGGAUUUUGAAGCUUGGGGAAAAGUGUUGCAAGGUAUCGAACCCCAGGAAGAGAACUGAUCUCACUCUGCAUUCUCACACUACAGAGUGUACCGUUUUCUCACUCUGCCUUUACACAUUAUACAGAGGGAGGGAGCUGUACCAUACUGCAUAGGGCAGUAUAAGGGAGAGGGUGUCCUAGCUGUGUAUUUAGGGGGGAAAGACUUUGUGUGGUUUUUAAACAUAUUUUUUUAUUAGUUUUCCAUUUAAUAAUAUAUAAUCACAUCAUUGCUAUCCACUUUACCUCUCCAGCUCUUUUGAGCCUAUAAACUUCCUUCCCUCCCAGCUCACGGCUUUCAAAGUAAACCUUUAUAUCAUUGCAUUUUAUACAUUUUCUAGUUCUGAUUAGCUCAUUACAAAAGUCAUUGAAAUUUAUGUUAAAAUAAAAAGGGAGAAAAAUCUUCAUUACGAGUCUUUAGACAAUCCUGCUAGUGAUGUUAAUUGCUUAUAGUAAUCUUUCAGAUAUCGUAUGAAUUUACUCCCGUCCUUUUGGAAUACUUGAUCUUGCUGGUU